GUCACACUAUACGUCAUACAGCGGACUCAUCAUCACAAAAAUUACCUUUGGGGAUAACCUAAAAGAUCAAUGUUUGGUUUUAGGCUUAGCUCAUAUAUAAACCUUAAUGUUUAAUUGUUAUCAUAAUAUAACUGACUGAAAAAUAUAACACAAAAAAUGGGUCGAAGAUCGAUAAAUACCACAAAAAGUGGGAAGUAUAUGAAUCCCACCGACCAGGCGCGAAAAGAAGCUCGGAAAAAAGAAUUGAAAAAAAAUAAGAGACAACGACAACUUGUUAGAGCAGCGGUAUUGAAAGGGAAAGAUCCUAGUCAAAUUAUUGAAGAGAUGGAAAAAAUAGAUCAGAUGGAGUACAAUGUCAUGCAGCCUCCGCCAUUAAAUGAGAAGGUUUUAAAAGAUAAGCGUAAAAAGUUAAAAGAAACUUUAGAUAGAGUUUUGAAGAUGUUUGCAAAGGAUGAUCAAGAAAAGUGGACAGAACUUAAGGAUCAGAUGAUUCAGUAUGAACGAAGACGAUUAGAACUAGUCUCAUAUUUUGAAGCUGUACGACAUGCACAGCAGGUGCAGGUUGAUGAGAUACCACUACCUUCAAGUGGAAAUCAAGUUUAUACAGGUCCCAUGACAGCACAAAUACCAUUGCCUGAAAUGCCGCCAAUGCAUUCAUAUCCACCACAUUCUCAUUAUUAUUCACAACAUCACCCACUCGCCAAUAUUCCUGUACCACCAAGUAUCCUAAAGAAGACGAGUAUAUAUUCAUCUGUUAACAAUUCUACAAUGAUGCCAACAAAUAGGGAUCCACCAGGAGUUCCACCAUUUCCUCCUCCAGAUAUAUUUCUCAGUGAUGACGAAGACGAUGAUAGAAUGAAAUCGUCUCAUAAAUCGAAAACGAUUCGUUUUGCUGACGAGGAUCGUAUGGAUGAUGAUAAACGAGAAGACCUGGACGGUAAAGAAAUUGACAAGGACAAAGAAAAAGACGCGGCUAAGAAACCAACCAGCCUGCAACAGAAAAUGUUGGUAAUGGCUGGUCAGGAUAUUGAGCAGUUCAUGAAAGAAAUGGAAGUGGUUCACAAAAAAAGAGAGACAGAACGAGCUCAAGACUUAAAUGCGCGACUAUCGUUACUGGAUGGUGAUUCUGGCAAUCAAGAUCAAAAUGACAAAAAUACUAACGAUGUUCCUGCUAUGCCGGCACCUCAACCUCCAAUGCCCUUGAUGGGAUUACCGCCUCCACCUCCGCUCAUGUAUCGACCAUCAGCUCCACCUUUACAUUUAAGGAUACCGCCACCGCCACCUCCACGCCAUUCCAUGGGAAUAAGACUUCCACCAGGUCCUCCGCCUGGUAUGCCGAGAAUGAUGCGGCCGGGUGGACCAAUGCCCAUGCCACGGGUAAUGGGACCUAUGGGACCUAUGGGACCAACAGGUAUCUCUGGGGUUCCUAAUGCUCAGAAAACUCCAAAUGUUCUUACUGCUGCACCGCAGUUGAUUAAUGCAAAGAAAGAUAAAGAAAGUGGCAAGACGACGAUCGAGGCAAAACCACAAAUCCGAAACCUAGCUGCGGACGUAACAAGAUUUUUACCUACCUCGUUACGUGUUAAAAGGAUAGACGAUAAGAAGAAACCAUCGGUGCCGACACCGAUAAUACGAAUACCAGAGAGGAUGCCUCCAGAACUUCCAAGUGUACCAAAGCCGGUACAGCAACCAAAAACCAAGGACGACGCAUAUAUGCAGUUUAUGGCGGAAAUGAAGAAUCUGCUGUAAUACUUUUCUUGACGGUUUGCAAGAUUUUAGAUUUAUUUAUAGGAUAAAUAUAAGAAGUCUCCAUCGACUUUUUUUGUACAAAAAUUAUAAAGACUAGUAAUACAUUGUAACAAAAGAAUAUUUUGUUACUUUCUCAAUUCAACAUAAUUUUGAAAUACUCCGAUAUUGACACAGCAAUGAAAUAGAAAAAAGUUCCAUCAAUUAGAAGUAAGAUGUAGAACUGACGUAAAAAGAGUAUCUUACUGUAUCUAUGUAAAAACUAUGAACACCCAGAGGUAAUAAAUAACCUCUUAAUGAGCCAAAAACAAUAGUGUCAUUCAAGGUUCGUACACUACUUUAGGUAGGCUCUGUUAAACAGCUUUCUGACUAAGUUUGGCAGCAAAAUGCUUGCUACGAAUGACUAUGGUGAGCCAUCUUUUCUUUCAUUAUACAUAGAUGGAGCAUAUGACAACAUUGAGAAGUUCAUAAACAGUAGUUAUGUGCUACCCUAUGUGGUAGCAUACCAUUUUCUUACAUAUUGGAAAGAAGUUUAUAAAAUAUAAAUCUUUAUGUAUACCUGUGUAGGUAUGUACAUCUAGUGGUUUUCUAUCCAAGAUGAAGAUCAAAAACUUCAAUAAAAUACUUACUAUUUGUUUUCAGAGAAUUUGAAAACACGAUUACGCAGAAUUGGUAUGGAUUGUACAAUUUUCGUAAUAAGCACGAUUUGAAUUGUAUAUUUAUAUUAGUUUAUAUCUUCGGCCCCUACGAAGAGUAGUAGAUUUCAGAACUCGCAUCGAAGACUAGUACGUUUCGAUGUUUGCCGCGAAGACUAGCACUUUUCACUUUCGCAGCGUAGAGUAGUACAUUUCACGGCUCAAACUAAUGUUCUUUGUAGUAUGUGAAAAACGUAUGAUAAUGUAAUAAUUUUUGUACUAGCCGUCUCUUUGCAUGUAAAUGUUAAUAUGUACCACUUUGGCGUUCAUGAAUAUCAUCAAUUGUUUAAGCAUAAAGCCCCGAAACCGCAAGUGUUUUCGUGAAAAGUGCUAGUCUUCGUAGGAACCGACGAUAUAUGAUCCAAGAAAGUGUUUUAUUCUUGAAUUAUUUUAUAUUUUCCUAUGUACAGAAACUAUAAAAUAAUUACGUAUAUGCAUGAAAACAUUUCAAAGAUUGAGCAAAAGUGAAUAACGACGUCCGUCGAUUUUGUAAAAAAACGUUUAUUAAAAAUAAAUGCUGUAUCUUGUAUGUACAUAGAAAAUA
Messenger RNA from Nasonia vitripennis (jewel wasp), 2985 nucleotides. Its product is annotated as WW domain-binding protein 11. Bases 157 to 1749 code for a protein of 530 amino acids. Gene Ontology annotation, cellular component: spliceosomal complex. Gene Ontology annotation, biological process: mRNA cis splicing, via spliceosome. The record is from RefSeq and is a predicted model, not a curated record. The transcript has 7 exons. Lineage: Eukaryota; Metazoa; Arthropoda; Insecta; Hymenoptera; Pteromalidae.